AACCUAUUUAUUAUUACUUGCAAUGUACACCACAACCAGAUUCUACCAUUAUCUACCCUCUGGCGAGUUCGCUUGUGACGAAGAACCUGAAUACCAGCCAAAACAAGAUGGAGCGGCUAUUAAGUCGUUGUACCAGAUGGAAGGUAUUCCAGAGGAUGAGUCUUCGUCCGAGGAUGAAGAUGAUAGUCAUUUUAAUACAGCAGUGGGUAUGGAAGAAAUUGAUUUAGAGGCAACGCCUCUACCUAGUAUGAUUUGGACACCAACUAAGUAUAAACCAAAAGAUGUUGCUCAAUUUAUUUCUCUGUUGCAAAACAAAAAUUUAAAGGUUUCCAAAGCUGCAAAGGAAGCUGGUGUUGUGAUGUUUAUUAUCCAAAAAUAUAUCUCUUCCUAUAUCUAGCUCUUCAUUCUCUAGGUAUUUAUAUAUGAAGAGAUGUCGGA
Molecule: messenger RNA, 438 nt
Organism: Gilbertella persicaria
Lineage: Eukaryota; Fungi; Mucoromycota; Mucoromycetes; Mucorales; Choanephoraceae
Exons: 2
Coding region: 23-397 (124 amino acids)
Source: RefSeq, a predicted model, not a curated record